Ruditapes philippinarum (Manila clam) is the source of this 4129-nucleotide messenger RNA. Its product is annotated as dipeptidyl peptidase 4-like. Gene Ontology annotation, molecular function: dipeptidyl-peptidase activity; serine-type peptidase activity. Gene Ontology annotation, biological process: proteolysis. Bases 189 to 2426 code for a protein of 745 amino acids. The transcript is spliced from 25 exons. NCBI's taxonomy places the organism in Eukaryota, Metazoa, Mollusca, Bivalvia, Venerida, Veneridae. The record is from RefSeq and is a predicted model, not a curated record.
ACUAAUUGAAACAUUGUAUUUUUCAGGAGCUUGUCGGCCAUACGGUGACUCAGAGGAACUGGAAAGGCAUUGUGAUAGCAUUGGUUGUGAUAAUUGUUGUUUGUGCUCUUAUAGUCGCUACAAUUCUACUUAUAUCUCCAGGUGAAGAUGAUGAAAGCACGAAAGCAAAGUUUACAUUUGAAGAUUUCAUGAGUAGAAAAUACUCCCCUAGAUCCUUCUAUUAUACUUGGAUAAAAGAUGUUGACGCCUUUUAUUACAAGAAUGAUGAUGGUGCUGUUUUACGAUAUAAUUGCUCAACUAACUCCUCCAAUAUUAUUAUGGAUAACUCCACAUUUAAAGAGUUGGAAACUUCCAGUUAUACUAUAUCGCCUGGAGAAUAUUUUGCAUUGCUGCCUUAUGAAAUCAAAAAGAUAUAUAGACAUUCCUCUAGUAAAAAAUACAAAGUUGUGAAUUUACAAACCAAAGAAGCUACAAAUUUGCAAGGACCAAGAGGCCAGACAUUCCAGUAUGUAUCCUGGUCGCCCACAGUGGACGGUGUGGUGUUUGUUCAGGAUAAUGACGUAUAUUAUAGACGUAAUAUAUAUGGCGAAGAAGGUGAAUUCCGUGUAACAACCACUGGCAAACCGGAUGAAAUUUUUAAUGGUGUUCCAGACUGGGUAUUUGAGGAGGAAAUUUUAUUCACAGACAAUGCAAUUUGGUGGUCACCUUCGGGUCAUUAUUUUGCUUUUGCUUCAUUUAAUGACUCAGAAAUAGGCCUGUUUGAUCUUACAUAUUACGGCGAUUUAAAGAACCAGUAUGUUGAAAAUAAGAAAUUAUUAUAUCCUAAGGCUGGCACAACAAACCCAACAUUUUCGUUACAUAUAUUCAACACACAUACUAACGCAACUAUAAAUAUAGAUGCGCCCGAAGCUCUCCGAGAUAUCGAUCAUUAUUUCACGAGAGUCACGUGGCAGAAUGAUGAGCACGUUCAGAUAAUAUGGUUAAAUAGACCACAAAAUAUGUCAAUAAUAACUAUAUGCAGUGCUCGAUAUGGAUCCUGUAUUGAGAAUUUCAGAUUUACAGCACCGUCAGGAGGCUGGGUUGAUUUGUACGCAUAUCCAACAUUUACGGCUGACGGAGGUCAUUAUUUCCUGAUAUUACCACAGCGUGAGGGAGAUGCUGGUUAUUACAGGCACAUAGUAAAGAUAGACGCUUCUGUAACCGUUAAUAUUGCAGCAGGUACUUAUGGUAGAACAACUGUCAUAACAACCGGUUUGUUUGACGUCAUAUCGAUAAGUAGAUACGAUGAAACUGCAAAGCAAAUAUAUUAUCUAGCAUACAAAACAGGUGAUCCCACAUCUAGACAUCUUUUCAGAACUAGCACAGAACCCGGAUCUGAUUUUCAAAAACCAGUCUGUAUCACGUGCUCAAUCUCCAAAGACUGUGAUUGGAUAAGCGCGAGUUUCCCGGAUGUAGGGGAUAGGUUUAUGCUGCAGUGCCUUGGUCCAGGUAUACCAACGUAUACACUGAGAUCCUUGACUUCCAAUACAGUAAUUACAUUUGAAGACAAUAAGGACAAAGCCGACGAGUUGAAGAAAAUUGCGCUUCCAAGAACCAAAAUUAUGCAGGUGCCCUUAAAUGAUAAAGAAAUGAUGUGGGCGAAGUUGAAGCUGCCGGUAGAACUGAAAGAAGAUGAAGAAAUCAAAUUCAACUUGCUCACAGAUGUAUAUGGCGGCCCAAGUUCUCAAAAGGUAACUAAGAGAUUCACACUGGAUUGGGACGAAUAUUUAGCCAGCUCACACAGCAUCAUAAUUGCCAAUGUUGACCCACGUGGUACAGGUGGGCGUGGCGAUUCUUGGAGACAUGCUAAUUAUAGACAUUUAGGGACAACAGAGGUGGACGACACUAUUGUUGCUGCAAGAUAUUUUAACAAAUUGAAGUAUGUCAGUGAUAAACAUGCUAUAUGGGGUUGGUCUUAUGGUGGAUUUCUAACUGGUUUGGCCUUAGCACGUGGCACGGGUGUCUUUGAUUGUGGGAUUUCCGUGGCCCCUGUCACCGACUAUAGAUAUUACGAUAGUGUGUACACGGAGAGAUACAUGGGCAUGCCAUCCGCAGACGACAAUCUGGAAGGAUAUGAGGCGACAAACAUUUCCAAAUUUGCGGAACAGUUUAGGAAAUCAAAGUUUAUGAUUGUACAUGGUACGGGGGAUGAUAAUGUUCAUUUCCAGAACACAGUUCAGUUGAUCCGGGCACUUACGGAAGCUAAUGUAUAUUUCCGAUCUCAGAUCUACACAGAUCAGCAGCAUAGUAUAAACGGAGGUAACUCUCGCAGGCAUCUAUGGAACACGUUAGAAGAUUUCCUCUUCCAGUGUUAUGGAGGGACCAGGACACGACUUGAUGAGUUGAAUAAAGAAUCAUCAGAAAAAGACGACAUGGAGGACGAAUAAUUUCCAGUAUUGAAUGAAAUAGACAUAUUGAGAUGUUUGCUAAUAUAAGCGGAUUACUUUUCCUCCUUGGAAAUUCUAUCGGCAUUAUAAUUAAACAGACAUUUUUGAUAAAUUUAUAACAAUUUGCGUUUUGAUCAAAUUAAUUUGACUAUUCCAUACAUGGAAUUAACUUUUCCAUAUUUCGGAGACAAUUGCUUUUACAACCAUUUCCAACUUUGGAACAAAUUCCUAUUCAAUCAUACAAUACUGAAAUUCUCAUCUUCAGAACAAAUUGCCAUCUCAUUCAUAGAGUCGGAACAAAUUGGUGUUUCAGUCAUAGAAUAAUGAAAUAGUAUCCGUUUCGGAACAAAUUGCCAUUUCAGUCAUAGAGUCGGAACAAAUUGCUGUUUCAGUCAUAAUGAUAGAAUAAUGAAAUAUUCUCCGUUUCGGAACAAAUUGCUAUUAACUUCAAUUCACAGAAUAGUGAAACUCUCAGCUUCUGAACAAAUUGCUUUUCUAUUUAUAGAAUAAUAAAAUUCCCCAUUUUGGAACAAAUUGCUGCGCGGUUCAUAGGAUAGUAAAAUUUCCAGCUUCAGAACAAAUUGCUUUUCCAUUCACAGAAAACACAGAAUGUUCAGCUCCGUUAUAGUGUAAAACUGUAAAUAAAAUAGUAAAACUGUGACCAACGGCUAAAAAUGUUCUUUGGAAAACAUCAUCUUUAUAAACUAGAUACAUACAUUUAUUUCCUCCAUAUUUGGAGAGCAAUCCAUAUUGGGAACGUAAUUGUAUGUCAAAAAUCAAAACUUAAGAUGGAUUGUCACUGUUUAAUUCAAUCGAAUUAAAUACAUGCUCAGUAAUAAUAUAAAAUGUCUAAUUGUUGAGUUAUGAAAUAAAACAAUCAACCUCUGGAUAAUAUAAUAACGUGAAGUCUUAGAUUAUGAAACAAACCGAUGUAACACACUUAUCGCCUGGGCAAUAGUGCUUUUUAUUUAUCAUAUAGACAGAUUAUAUGUAUGUAAUGUACAUACAACGUUUUAUGGACAAUGAAUCAUUACUUUUCAAGAAAUUAUUGAACUGAUUUAUUUUGUACAUGUAUAUAUAUAUAUAUAAUAUAAAUUGAACAUAUUUGUUAAUGAAAAUAAGAGAUAUAAGUUAGUGCUGCCGCACUGGUCAUAUUUUAUAUUUUAAAUUAGUGUUUUAUUACCAGCCCCGGUGAUAUUUUAGACAUGUACGCAAAUAUAAGGGCACACAUAUUUAUAGAUUUUAUAAUUUUAUAGCUUACAUAGGAUCUGCAAAAUGAAAUCCACCUAUAUAUAAAUGACGAAAAAUCAACAACAAAAAACAUUGUAUUGAAAUAACGAUAUGAAAAAUGAAAUCUACACGAGCAAUCAAUUAAUAUAACCAGAAAUCAUUUACAUUUAUUAUAUUAUAUAACCCAAUAUAAAUGGUUCUAAGAUUAUAUAGCCCAAACAGCUUUAGGCAAAGGUUUUAUGGUUUUUAAAACAAACAUGGAAAUUAUAACAAUCCACCUGUGACGUAGAGCGAGUAAAAUAUCAGUUGUAUCAUAGUUUGGGUACCUUUCUGUUGAAAAAGUGUCAGAGUUAAAUCGUAUACAUAUACAUGCACAGUGCGGUAACUGGAGUGCGGGUAUCAGUUACCCGCACUCCAGAUAAUGCCCGUGGAUUGGUUCAUUUUUGCCGGGGUUUACAUAUUGUGACGGCAGA